Talaromyces proteolyticus is the source of this 1902-nucleotide messenger RNA. Its product is annotated as Lactonase, 7-bladed beta-propeller-domain-containing protein. NCBI's taxonomy places the organism in Eukaryota, Fungi, Ascomycota, Eurotiomycetes, Eurotiales, Trichocomaceae. The record is from RefSeq and is a predicted model, not a curated record. Bases 465 to 1685 code for a protein of 406 amino acids. The transcript has 2 exons. Gene Ontology annotation, molecular function: 6-phosphogluconolactonase activity; protein binding.
CGACCCUAGCAUCUGAUCGUGGGGGCAUUUACCGCUUCCAACUCACUACGUUUCAGCAUGCUACCUUAUUCUCACCGAGGCUUGGCACCCCGUAUGCUUUGGACUGUACUAUGUACGUACUACAUAGCCAUCUGUUUGAAAAUUGAUGCAACGCAAGAAAUAUAGACUGCAGAUCCUACUCCUACCUUCCACAUAGCGUGUACUUGUGUCUUGGCUGUGUGCUAGUGGCCAUUACUUAAAUAGCAGAUCUGCAUGCAUGAUUUUUAUUUUCUUACAUAUAUAUACGUGUGUGUGUUUAGGGAGUGUUGUACAGCGAUCUGAUCUGCUGUCGGCGCGAUCUACAUUCCGCGUAAACAAGAUCAAUCACUAAUUGAUCACUAAUUGAUUGAAGGGGUGACAACAACCUCGCUUCCACAACACCCUCAAAACCUAGAUCUUGAUCUUGAUCUUGUCAAUUGAGAUACAUGACAAUGGUCAUCCUCUCCACCCUCCUCACAAUGGUUGUCGCCGCCGCCGCCGCGCCGUCCACCCUCUUCGUCUCACACUACGACGGACACAUCUACACCCUCACCCUCUCCUCCAACAACAGCCUCACGCAAACCGGCGCGCUGACAGCCUGCGGGUCAAUGCCGAGCUGGUUGACAUACUCCAGCGCGACAAACACACUCUACUGCGUCGACGAGUCCGGCACCACGGGCUCAUCCAACGGGACGCUCUCAGCGUUCACCCCCGAAAAUGACGGCUUAAAACAGCUCGUCAAGACGAAUACCCUGCCUGGCGGCGUGGCCAGCGUCGUGUAUACCGCUGACGCAGGCGAUUUCCUCGCUAUAGCGCAUUACGAAGGCUCAGCGGUAUCCGUCUUCCCCCUCCCCCUCACUUCCACAUCCACCGCCUCGCAAUCCUUCGAAUACACCCUCACCAACCCGCCCACCGACCCCUCGCGCCAGGACGCGCCGCAUCCGCACGAAGUCUUCCUGGACCCGACAGGCGCCUUUAUCCUCGCGCCAGACCUCGGCAUGGACGUAAUCCACAUCUACGCAAUCGACAAGGCCAGCGGCAGGUUGACAGAGUGCGACCAGUUCGCAGUGAAGGGCGGGAAUGGGCCGCGACAUGGAGCGUGGUGGACGUCAAACUCGACUAUAAGUGGACGUGGACGUGGACGUGGACAUGGAAGUGGAAGUGGAAGUAAAGGGGACACGGUGCUGUAUAUCGCCAACGAGCUCGCAAACACAGUCAGCAUAUACACGGCGACGUACAGCGAUACAUGCCUCGCGCUCGCCGACGCAGGCGAAGUCACCCCUUAUCCAGGGCCUGUCCCGAGCAGUGGGAAUAUCGCCGAGGUGCGGGUUGUGCAGGGCCGGGAUGUGUAUGUGAGCGUGCGCAAUGACCAGGCGUUUGCGCCGGCCGAUUCCAUGGCGUUUCUGCAGAUCCCUAAUGGGGAGGAUGGCACGGGGGUGCAGUAUGUGAAUUUGACGUCGUCGUAUGGGAAGACGCCGAGGACGUUUGUGGUGAGUAAGGAUGGGGGGCUGGUGGCUAUUGGGGACCAGGCGUCGGCGGAGGUGGCGGUUGUCAGGCGUGAUGCCGCGACCGGCGAGCUGGGCGAGUUGAUUGCAAAGGUAAGGGUUGGGCAGCAGGGGACGCCGGGCCAGUCGGAUGGCUUGUCGAGUGUCGUGUGGGCGGAGUGAUCUAUUAUCAUGAUUUAAUUACAUGUAUAUAUACAUAGAUCCUCUAGUCAAGGCCAAGGCCAAGGUGCGGCAAGAAACGGCGACCACCAAAUAAACUGGGUGUCGGCAAAACUUGCCCAAUUAGCAUUUUCCGUCCAUGCUGAAUGGUGUAUAGAAAGGAUGUAGUCGACGUAUAUUUAUUUUGAGAUCUCAUAUCAUAUAUGAAGUAUUUAGAUAA